CAGAGGGGUUCUGUUGCAUUUAAAUCAAGACCUCUUUUGGGUUGCUGCUCACUCUGUGCUGCUGGCAAAACAACGACAAGACAUUUUGAGUGUACCAUACAGCAAUGCUGCAUUCAACCACUCCAGUGAUCCAUGCAGUGCAAAAAAAGGAAAAGCUCAACACAAAAUUCUUCCUGACUUGCCCUCCUUUGGUCGCCUCCCUCCUCUUCCUCUCUCCUGCACAUUUUGUUGGGUUUGUUAUCCCAGCCGAGAGCAUUGAUGGGACCAUGGCAUUGUUGCUGGAAAUUACACAGAGCAGGUUGGUGUGCCAUGGAGACAACAACCAGAGUUAUGUGUGUGGAUCAGACCACUGCUGUGGAGAGUCUCAGUGCUGCAGCUACUACUAUGAGCUGUGGUGGUUCUGGUUGGUGUGGACUCUCAUCAUCAUAUUAAUGUGCUGCUGUGUGUCUCAGCACCGGCGGUACAAGCAGAGCUUCCAGCAGCAGAGGAGACAGAAUGAGAUCAACCUCAUUGUAUACAGAGAGGCCCACAACAACACACAGCAUCUCCCCUUCUAUCUCAGAUUCCUGCCUGACUACAUGCUACCAACCUAUGAGGAGGUAGUUGACAGCACUGCCACUCCUCCCCCUCCCUACAGUCCCCCUCCAGUUAGCCUCUCUGUCCACCCAGCACCCUGACUGCCCUCAUCCUUCCCCCAGACCACCACCACACCCCCAGACACAACCCCCACUGCGGCCCCCCGUGUCGACACAGGGGGAGCAUGGCAAAGAUUUCCCUGACAACAAUAACUCGACGUUGGGCAGGUACCUGCGCUUUACAGGCGACUCGGCAAUCGAGGUGUGUGAUAACCAGGAACUCUGGGAGGGAGGAGGAAGAGGCAUGCUGGGAAGGGAGAAGGAAGAGAACAUCUGAUAGAUGCAGACCCCAGAUUCAGAUCCACACAGACACCAAUAUACACACAGACAUAGAGACUCAGAGUUGAUGAGGUGUGUGUGUGCCUGUGAAUGUGUCCCUCCUUAGAAGAAAGUAGCACAAUGCUUGCAUCACAAUGUGCAUUCCUCUGUAAUGCAGCCGUGUCAUAUGUAGCCCUAUCUUAAGGUGGUGAUGCACUGACCCUAAAAGCCUGGAGUCUCACAGCCGAGCCAUACAAAGGCCAGUAGAUUACAGAGUUCUGCACAGUUCAAAUGGCUUUGCUGGAGGUACAAAUUGGUUUCAUAGAACCGCUUUCAACACUGCAGACUUCCUCAUUGGUUUUGGGUCGAAUUCAGGCAUAACAGCGGCCUCUUGUGUUUCAUAUAUAUAUG
This is a messenger RNA of Salmo salar (Atlantic salmon), 1304 nucleotides long. The record is from RefSeq and is a predicted model, not a curated record. NCBI's taxonomy places the organism in Eukaryota, Metazoa, Chordata, Actinopteri, Salmoniformes, Salmonidae.